Molecule: messenger RNA, 1082 nt
Organism: Helianthus annuus (common sunflower)
Lineage: Eukaryota; Viridiplantae; Streptophyta; Magnoliopsida; Asterales; Asteraceae
Exons: 4
Coding region: 61-927 (288 amino acids)
Source: RefSeq, a predicted model, not a curated record
ACUUUUCGAAAUUCUGGCGCCAAAAUCACCCCCAUUUCUGCGUGUUUGAGCGAGAGCAAGAUGAAAGACGAACAUCAUGAAAUUCAAACUCCAAAGAAGGAACAAAAUCUGUCAGUUUCUUCCAAUCGAAAGUCUAAAUCGAUGAAUACUCCAUCGAAGAAGCUAAAUCAUCAGCAACAAAAGAGUGUAAAAACGAACGUGAGUUCUCCGAUUACUGAGGCAGAUGUGGUAUUGAACUUAUCAGAUAAGGAUUCAAGCGAGAAGAUCUCAUCAGUUUCAGUAGCAACUGACGCAGAUCAGUCAAUCGUAGAUAUCAGCAAAUCGAACUUAAACUCUGAUAACACUGUGGCUUCUGACGACACUUUAGAGCUCAAACUUCCAGAAGAAUCAGUCGGAAUAUCGGCAAUGUCAGAGGCAUUUGUGUUUUACGACGAUCAAUCGUCCUUGGAGAGCUACAUUUCGUCUUUAGAUCAACAUGUUUCACCAUCAUCUAUUGCAUACAGUUCCCUAGAAUCGACUCCAUUGUCAUCCAAGUCACCAGCAGUAAUAACUCCUCUGUCAUCCAUAACAACUGUCGAAACAACCCCAUCAUCAUCAACAACCGCUGCGGUUCAUGGAUCCAUAAUAGCCGAAACAAAAUCAGUUAAGCCAGAAAUACUGGCAAAGCAUCUAAAAGAAUCCAUGUUUCAGGUUUUACAUUCAUCUGACAUAGACACCAAUCACAAGAAGCUUCUAGACGCACUAGUCAAGAUGGUGAUUGAACAGUUCUGUACUUCACAUGAAGAUCGCGGUUCAGUUGUUGGUCUGUUUUCAAAGAAAGUAAAGCUUGUGCUGCUGAGCUAUUUGCUUGUAAUGCUUCUUGGUUCUGCUGGUUUCUUCCUUUUAUCAGAUGUUCAAAGCUGCUAUCAUGGCCCUCCACCAACCUAGUAUGUUGAUACCUCCUCCUCCUCCUCCUCAUGUCCUUUCCUUUAUUAUAUUCUGUUUGGUAUUACUUACUUUAGCAAUCUUAUUGAUUGAACAUUCUACAUAGAAUAAGAUGAAACAAUGGCCAACACAUCUAUUAUAUAAUAAUAAUAAUCCUA